Colletes gigas is the source of this 4741-nucleotide messenger RNA. RefSeq lists its product as uncharacterized. The transcript has 2 exons. The coding region runs from base 363 to 1589 and encodes 408 amino acids. The record is from RefSeq and is a predicted model, not a curated record. NCBI's taxonomy places the organism in Eukaryota, Metazoa, Arthropoda, Insecta, Hymenoptera, Colletidae.
UCAAGAAAUCUUUUGAAUUUGUUCUCAGUCGAAUUUAUAAUGUAAUUACUAUUUUUAGCAUGUUCCAUUCAUCUUGUUUAAAUAGAUCUUAUUUAAAACUACGCAUGUACAGAAUAUUAUAGUAUGCUAAUAUUACUACUUGUAAAAGUCUAAGAGAAAUAGUAAACUCAUGAAUAAUCGCAAUAAUAAAUGCAAUUAACUGUUUUACCUAAUUAAUACUACACAGGAUGUAGGGAGACGAAGAGCAGGGUGAAGGUGGGGGGGGAGGUAGGGGAGGGUUUAGGACGGCGAAGGGGUUGAGGCAAGGGUGCCCCCUGAGUCCGACGCUCUUCAAUUUGUUAAUAGCGGAUGUGGAAGAGGAGAUGAGGAAAGGAAGAUGGGGAGGGGUGGAGGUAGGGGGGAGGAGAGUGUGUGCGCUGGCGUAUGCGGAUGACCUGGUGAUGGUGGCGAAGGACGAGGAAGAGAUGGGGAGUAUGAUUAGGCGGCUCGAAGGGUACCUGGAUAGAAAGAGGUUGGAGGUUAAUGUGGAGAAAACGAAGGUGGUAAGGUUUAGGAAGGGGGGAGGAAGGGAGAGGAAGGUGGAGUGGAGGUGGAAGGGGAAAAGGAUAGAGGAGGUGAAGGAGUUUAAGUACCUGGGGUACGUGUUCAGGAGGAACGGGGGUCAGGAGGCGCAGGUUAGGGAUAGGGUGAGAAAGGCGGGGGUGGUAAUGAGGCAGGCAUGGGGAAUCGGGAAAAGGAAGUUUGAGAGGGACUGGGGAAGGAGGAUGUGGCUGUUCGACACGUUGGUCUGGACGGUGGCGGGAUAUGGGGCAGAGAUUUGGGGGUGGAGGGAGAGGGAGGAGAUGGAGAGGAUGCAGGAGAGGUAUAUAAGGUGGUCAUUGGGGGUGGACUGGAGGACGCCAGGAUAUAUGGUAAGGGAGGAGACGAAGAGGAAAAAGUUGAGGACGUGGGCGGGGGGAAGGGCAGGGAGAUAUGAGGAGAAACUGAGUAGGGGAGAGGGAGGGGAGUUGGCUAGGUGGUGCCUGGAAGAGAUAAGGGAAAGGGGAAGGGAAGGGGGAGAGGAAUUGUCGGCGUGGGAGAGAGACAGGUUGGGGUGUAGAGGGUUGGGAGGAUUGAGGGGAGGAGAGGGAGGGGCAAGUGGGCGAGCGGGCUGGGAGGGAUGGGAGGAGGAAGAUGGGAGGAGGCAGGAAGAGGAGAGAUGGGGAAAAGUGGUGCAGUCGAGGUAUAAUAGGUGGUACAGGGAGUUGGUGGGACGGGAGUUACCGGGGUACCUGAAGGCAGGGUGGGGAGAAGUGAGGUAUGGAAGGCUAGCUAGGUAUAGGAUGGGGAACGAGAUGAGGGGGGGGAGGUACUGGGGGGAUGAGGAAGAGAGGAGAUGUAGGGUAUGUGGUUGGGAGGAGGAGACAUGGGAGCACGUUUUGGAGAGAUGUACGGGGGAUGAGGCAGAGGGGAAGGGGAUCGGGGAAAGGAUAAGGGAGAUUUUGGACGAGGGAGGGGGAGGGGAGGGGUGGAUAAAGAGGCUGGAGGUCAGGAGGAAAGAGAAAGAGGUGGAGAGGGGGGAAGGGGGGGAUGAGGGGAGGAGUGAAUGAAGGAAUGGAAUGCAAGGGCGGAAAUGGAAGUCGACGGCGGGGAGGGCGAGCGGGGGUGGAGGAGUGGGAGAGAAGGGAGGAGGGAGAGAGGGAGAGAGCGAGUAGCGUAAGGUUAGGCUAAGAGCGUGCGGCGAAGGGAGAUGAGAGAGAGAGAGAGAGAGAGCGAGUAGCGUAGGAUUAGGAUAAGAGCGUGCGGCGAAAGGAAAUGAGAGAGAGGGGAAAAGCGGCGGGGGGAGGAUGUAAGGGCAGUGAGGAGUAGAGUAAGAGUAGAAUAAGUAGGAUAAGUAGGAUAAGUUAGGUUAAGGGAGAGAUGGAAAUGUAAGGUGGGGAGGAAGUGUAACCCUAAGGGGAAGCAGGAAAUAAAUCUACUACUAUUACUAUCAGAUCACAUUUACCAUGACUUUUAACAUCCUUUCCACAUAUUAAAAAACAUCCUACAUAUACAGUGCCGAACAAAAGUAUUGGCACAGAGCGCAUUUUCAAAUAAAAUGUUAUGUAACUGUGAACAAAGCAUAAUAUCUUCCUUAUUUUUGGUAUAAAAUAUAAGUUUGAGGUUUGAACUUUAAGUAUCUCGCGAAACAAAGCGAUUAAGUAGACCUGUAAUAAUAAAAAAUAGUACCAAACACAUACAUGGCAGUUUUUGACGAAACAAAAGUAUUGGCACACUUACUAUUUUAUAAUACAAUAUACAAAUUAAUAUUUUGUUUGUAAUCCUUUUUGUCUUAUUACACUUUGUAAUCGAUUAGGCAUCGAAUGUACUAAAUUUUUUGUUACUUCUAAAUCUAUUUCGUUUCAUUCCUUCAUAAGUGCAUCUUUUAAUUGCUCCUUUGUCUGAAUAAGGUGUUUUCGGAUCCUUCUUUCUAACUCAUUCCAUAUGUGUUCAAUCGGAUUUAAAUUCGGCGAUUGAGGAGGGGUUGGCAAUGUAUGGGGUGUAUUAAAAACGAUCCAUUGGCGGACAAUAUAAGCAGUAUGCUUGGGAUCAUGAUCUUGUUGGAAAUAGUAGUUUUCCCCAAGAUUUAAUUUUUCCACACUUUUUUUUAAGUUUAGUUUCAAAAUAUUUAAAUAUACAAAUUUAUCCAUAAUACCGUUUAUAAAAACAAGUUCUCCAAGUCCGGAGGAACUCAUACAACCAACCCCAUACUAAUACACUAACACCCUCGUGUUUAACAGUUGAGACUAUGUUAUGUGAAUCCAACUCGGUAUUACGCUUUCGCCAUAUUCUUAAUUGACCGUCAGAUUUAAAAAUAUUAAAUUUACUUUCGUCAGAGAAGAGCAUUCUAUCCCAAAAUUCUAAAUUUUUGUGUACAUACAUCUCUGCAAACUCUAAUUUGUUUUUUCGAUUAAUUUUGCUGAUCAAUGGUUUUCUUCUAGCCACUCUUGAAUUGUACCCGGCACUUUUAAGAACUCUCCGGAUAGUUAUAGGAUGCACAUUUACCUUAUUUUCACUUUUCAUUUGUGCCGCUAUUUCUGUAGAGGCAACUUUAAGAUUUUUUUUACAAUCUUGGUAAUUUUUCGUUUAUCUCGUUCUGAUAAUUUCUGUGAACGACCACUUCGCGGAAGAUUUUUUUACAUUUUGUUCGUCAGGAAACCGUUUAAUGAUAUCUCUUACGGUGAAACGACUUCUAUUUACUAUUUUAGCUAUUGUAGAAUAUGAAUUCCCCUCUUCUGAUAAUUUUAAUAUAAUUUUUCUCUCUGAAAUUGUAGUUUCUCGUGUUUUUCGAUACAUUGUUGUGUUAUUCACUUUAUUACAGGCAAACUUAGUAAGAAAUAACAAAUGAAUAUCAAAUUGAAUCUUGGGACUUUCCUGGAUAUAACGGUCAUGCUAAUAUUAUAAAGAUUUACAUAAGUGUUUCAUAGAAAUAUUAAAUUUACAAGUGUGCCAAUACUUUUGUUUCGUCGAAAACUGCCCUCUGUGUAUUUGUUACUAUUUUUCAUUAUUGCAGGUCUACUUAAACGCUUUAUUUCACGAGAUACUUAAAGUUCAAACCUCAAACUUAUAUUUUAUACCAAAAAUAAAGUAGACAUUGUGCUUUAUUCAUUGCUACAUAACAUUUUAUUUGAAAAUACGGUCUGUGCCAAUACUUUUGUUCGGCACUGUAAGUAAAUCAGAGAAAAUAUUCAGUACAGUGCAAUCAUAUGCAUAAAGGGUGUUCGAUGAUCUGAGUACUGCUAUGUUGUACUUCCUGUAUACAUUGAAGUAAAAAUAGGACAAAUCGAAAAUAACUACUACGAGAGUAAAUUUAAUUAAAAUCUAUUAUCGAUAAAUAUACUCAUCGUAAUAUCAAUAAAAUAUUAUUUAAAGAAAUCGUACAGCAAGAAUUAUUUAAAAUCUGAGUGUAUAACGAAUACAAAGUUGCAACAGUUUUUUAAAGCGAUACUAAAAAAAUACUGAAUCGAUUAAAGUCAUAUUAGACCAAAUAAUUAACGCUGGCACCCAAUAACGCUUACGACCGAUAAGCAUCGCAUAAAAGCAUUUUUGGCAUCAUGUCGCUAUGCGAUGACGAGGCGACUACUACCAUUAAUGAUUUACGUUGAGGAUAACGUAAUAUAACAAUUAAUUUAGUCCGGCAAAUUAGAUAAUCGCAUGCCAGUAACGGAAGUUUCAGUCCAUCGACUAAAGUGAUUAAUCAACUAAUGUUUCGAAUUGCCAGUUCGAUCUUCUUGGAAUUCUAAAUGCCUCGUUCACGACAUAUGGUAUAACUAUGAAUAUAACUGCAAAAAUCGCUUUCAGAAGUGGAAGAUUUAAAACGUUUUUCGUUUGAAUUUUAACAUUCAAAUGCAAUAUACAGGGUGUCUUAGUUAAAUAUCUACCUUAUUAAUUGCAUAAAGUUAUAUUAUUUAAAGGAGUACGUGUAACGGUGAAAUUAAUUUUUUCUGAAUGACGUUUUUUAAAAGAUUUCGAAGUCAUUGGUAUUUUGUAUAAUGGGACUCCACAUCUUUUUUUCGACAUAAAAUACAAAUUCAACGACCUUAAUAACCAUUUCGAUCAUUUAAUCUCGAAAUGUUUGCGUCCAAAAAAAAUUUGAAAAGAGCAAAAUUUUAUUCGAUGAAUCGAUAACCAAUAUUUAAUAUUUUAUUCGUAAUUUGUAUUUAGAUAAGUAACUCAUCUUUGAUGUGUUCUCAAUAAACACUAGGUCAAAAAAGUUACCAUA